AGCACCUCAGAUACACAGCUUCAAAACGAAGCCCUCUGACGUUCAUGUUGACAGAAAUACAACAACGAGAAUAGCUGUUUGAAGCGAAUUGAAAUAAAUCCCACCAAGUAAUUUACUUCACAUAUAUGGCAGCAUAGGAAACGGGUGUAAGUAAAGGUGGCACAGGUGUGGAACAACUGGAUGUCUACACAGAGGAAAGCACAUCUGAGAGUUAAACUGCAUCUGAAGAAGUAAAAGUGAAAAUCGGCAGCCAGAAGACCACAAAGCGCUGUUUGCAUGAUGUAAAUAUUGCAGAAGUGUAGACACGAAAAGAAAGUUGUAGUCUAGAUAUUUCUGUAGUUCACAUUUCCUUAGCAGACGAGUUCUUUAUUGCACCUGUCCAGGUAUAAUUUUCUAUACUGUGUGCAUUAUUUAUGCACAUACAUAUUUAUUUAUCUUCUUUUAGAAGAGCCCUGUAAUAAAUCUUGUGUGGCAGCAUUGCUCUGCAUUAUUGAGCCUAAGCUGUAUGUAAAAUUUAUAAAUAUCUCAUACGAUUCUUUAGUGAUACUUUUUAUUGAGGCCUUGUGGACACUGUGAAUGGUUCACUUGGUCUUAUUACAAAUUAGUAAGGCGUUAGAAAAGUAAAAAAAAGACAUGGAAAAGCUUUAGAAACUUAAAAAAAACAUGACAACAAAGAUGGAGAAUACUGGGCCUGCUUUCAUUGGGUUAAACACACACAAUAGGCAUCUUAUAGGACAGCCUAAAGGCCCCUCUCAGUCUGGAAAGGAGCCCAUGGGGACCCCAAAACCAGCCAUUGCAACUCAGGAAGGACCUGGAAUCAGGUUUGGUGAUGACUGGAAAAAAAGCCUACUGCUCCCGGCUAAGGACAAUAGAUUCAAAACUUCUGAUGUGACUGCAACCAAAGGGAAUGAGUUUGAGGACUACUGUCUAAAGAGAGAGCUGCUGAUGGGCAUUUUUGAGAUGGGCUGGGAAAAGCCCUCCCCCAUUCAGGAAGAGAGUAUUCCUAUUGCCCUUUCUGGCCGCGAUAUACUGGCUCGUGCCAAAAACGGGACUGGAAAGAGUGGUGCAUACCUUAUCCCCCUUCUGGAGCGAAUUGACAUAAAAAAGGAUCAUAUCCAGGCCAUUGUGAUAGUUCCCACUCGUGAACUGGCUCUGCAGGUCAGUCAGAUCAGUAUUCAGAUCAGCAAGCACCUGGGUGGUGUCAAGGUCAUGGCAACCACAGGAGGGACCAACCUACGAGAUGAUAUCAUGCGCCUGGAUGAGGAGGUUCAUGUGGUUAUAGCAACACCUGGCAGAAUCUUGGACUUGAUAAAAAAGGGCAUAGCCAAAGUGAAUAAAGUUCAGAUGAUGGUCAUGGAUGAGGCUGAUAAGCUACUCUCUCAGGACUUUGUGGUUAUUAUUGAGGACAUCAUUAGUUUCCUUUCAAAGAACAGACAGAUUCUGCUCUAUUCAGCCACAUUCCCCAUCAGUGUACAGAAGUUCAUGGCAAAGCACCUGCAGAAGCCCUAUGAGAUUAAUCUGAUGGAGGAACUGACCCUGAAAGGCAUCACGCAGUACUAUGCUUACGUCACAGAAAAACAGAAAGUCCACUGCCUCAACACAUUGUUCUCCAGGUUGCAGAUAAAUCAGUCCAUCAUCUUUUGUAACUCUACUCAGCGAGUGGAGCUCUUGGCCAAGAAGAUCACGCAGCUGGGCUGCUCCUGCUUUUACAUUCAUGCUAAGAUGAUGCAGGAAUACAGAAACCGGGUUUUCCACGACUUCAGAAAUGGGCUCUGCAGAAACCUUGUUUGCACAGAUUUAUUCACUAGAGGCAUCGACAUCCAGGCAGUAAAUGUGGUCAUCAACUUUGACUUCCCCAAGAAUGCAGAAACAUAUCUGCAUCGCAUCGGACGCUCAGGAAGGUUUGGACAUCUGGGUUUGGCAAUCAAUCUCAUUACCGCUGAGGAUCGUUUUAACCUGAAGACCAUUGAGGACCAGCUGAUGACCGAGAUAACGCCCAUUCCCGGGAGCAUCGAUAAGAGCCUGUAUGUGGCAGAGUUUCACUCGGUGAACCCUGACUGUGAGGCAGAGACAUCUCACCCUGGAGGAGGCUCUGAAGCACAUUAGGAGGCACCAUUAGAGAGCAGGACAGGACAGUUGGAGAAUCUCUGCUCAUAUCUUUCAUCAUCUUUUCCUGCUCCACAGUAUUAUUUUUUUCUUCCAUUCAUUGUUCAUUGUUAGGAGUGUUAUAUAUCUUUAUAAAUGACCAGUUGAGACAUGCAAGAACAAAAACUAAACAUUCAGGAGUUCCUUUUUGAUAGAAAACAAUAAACAAAGGUAUUUGUGAACAUA
Molecule: messenger RNA, 2331 nt
Organism: Carassius auratus (goldfish)
Lineage: Eukaryota; Metazoa; Chordata; Actinopteri; Cypriniformes; Cyprinidae
Product: probable ATP-dependent RNA helicase ddx6
Exons: 14
Coding region: 664-2106 (480 amino acids)
Molecular function (GO): RNA helicase activity; nucleic acid binding; ATP binding
Source: RefSeq, a predicted model, not a curated record